Molecule: messenger RNA, 1226 nt
Organism: Daldinia decipiens
Lineage: Eukaryota; Fungi; Ascomycota; Sordariomycetes; Xylariales; Hypoxylaceae
Product: HIT-like protein
Exons: 2
Coding region: 207-1175 (322 amino acids)
Biological process (GO): nucleotide metabolic process
Molecular function (GO): ATP binding; ATP:ADP adenylyltransferase activity
Source: RefSeq, a predicted model, not a curated record
AGAGUAAGAGGACAAGAUGCUAAACCAGACUAUUUUGGCGAUCAAAAGAUAGAGAGAGAUAUUGCCAAACCAUCCCAGCUGGCAUACAGCUGGUAGAUAAUAAUGUGCCAAUAUUUUCAAUACGAUGAUGUAACUAACAACUUGAGACUCAAAUCUUGAGGCCGCCUCAUAUUCACUCCAUCAGACUGUGCUGCCCAGUCGCUACGAUGGCGGAAAUGACUCGCCUAGUCGCGCCGCAGAAUCUCCCAGGACUUGUGAAAGCAGCCUUCGAUGCGGCUCGCGUCAAUGGCGACUUGACCUACUAUCCGACUCAAGUCGUCAUCUUGACGCCCAAUUCCAUUCCCUUCCAACUUCGCUUUUCGCCAGCUUUGGCAUUAAAACCCAAAGCCCCGAAGCCCAAAGAGCCUCAUGGCAAGCCAUUCAAUCCCUUCGAAAACCCCUCCCCCGCUAUGCUCAUUGCCGACCUGCCGCCGUCCCAUCGGCUUGUGCUGAAUAAAUUCGCAGUCGUGCCGGAACACUUCAUCCUGAUCACUAAGGAGUUCAAGCCCCAGACGCACGUCCUGGAGAGUGCAGAUAUAGCAGCUACAUACGCUUGCAUCCAAGCCUACCGUACGCACGGACACGAGCUGUUCGCAUUCUUCAAUUCGGGUCCACACUCCGGCGCCAGUCAGCCGCAUCGUCAUCUACAGCUUCUCCCUGUCGAGCGGAUGAGAGACGGGCUGGAGGACGUGGAUCGGGGUGGCGAGUGGAACGUACUAGCAGAGAAAAUCGCUGAAUUUGAAAAGGUACUGCCAUUUAAUAUCUUUACUGCAAGCAUCCGUCCGGACAUGACUGCCGAAGAGAGACACAGUGCGUAUCUGGAGCUGUAUAGAAGUGCCGUUAAGGCCACGUUCCUAGACAAAGAGGUCGAUAGCGAAGGUGAGGCUGUAAUAAGCUAUAAUUUCGCCAUGACAAGUAAUUCCAUGGCCAUCUGUCCGAGGACGGCGGAGGGCGCGGCGAUCAAAAGCAAGUCGGGACAAGAUGUUGGUGUAGUAUCGUUUAACGGGACGGUUUUGGCUGGCACUACUCUUGUUAAAGAUCAAGUCGAAUGGGAUGUUCUAAGAGAAGACCCCGAUCAGUUGUUCAAUAUCCUCAAAGGAAUUGGUUUGCCCCCCUUAGCAGAUACCAACGGCUAGCCAGCUGAAGAGGGAGGGAGAGGAUGCUGAAUAGAAGCCAUAUGUUUUAUU